Molecule: messenger RNA, 5288 nt
Organism: Solenopsis invicta (red fire ant)
Lineage: Eukaryota; Metazoa; Arthropoda; Insecta; Hymenoptera; Formicidae
Gene: AMPdeam
Product: AMP deaminase 2
Exons: 15
Coding region: 1669-4140 (823 amino acids)
Biological process (GO): IMP salvage; AMP metabolic process
Cellular component (GO): cytosol
Molecular function (GO): AMP deaminase activity
Source: RefSeq, a predicted model, not a curated record
ACACAAAUUAUUAUGGGACUAAUAACUGAAAAUGAAGCUUUAACCAUAAUUAUUUUACCGUGCAAUUAUAGCCACAAAAUACCAAACUUCUCUCAGUGCUGUGCAUUAUAGUAGUUACGACUCACACAUAGCUGCAACGUUUUAUUUGGCCGCACGAAAAGCGAAGUUAAUUAAAGUUCGCGAGAGGGAUGAAAAUCGAUAUGAAUUAUACGCGUUAGCCGCAAAAGGAAGACGAAUGCCUCUGAGAUUUUGUAUCAGUCGAAACUCGCCGAUUCUCGUGGUGCUAGGUACAAGAACACUCUGAGAGAAAAGUGCUUGGUAUAUUCAUGAUUAUAAUUGCAUGGUAAAAUAAUUAUUCAAAAUUGCAUUUUUAUUACCGCUGCAAUGUUAGUAAUAAUAACACAGUAUAUUACGUUGACAAGAAAAAAAUGCUUGCCAUUACAGUAAUUUAAAUAUAGCUAGUAUAAAAAGUGCCAUAACUAUGAAUUAUAAUUAUGGUAAUUGCAUCCAUUUUUUUCUCUUAUUGUCAGUGUAAUACACUAUACAUUAUUAUUGCAUUAUUAAUAUUGUAGAGCAAUAAUGACUAUACGAAUGAAUCUCUUAACUAGAAUUAUUUUACGAUACAAUUACAGUCACAAAUACCAAACAUUCUUCUCUCAAUGUGCUAUCUAAAAAAUAGUAAAUAAUUAAUCGAGAAGAAAACCAAAAGAGAAAUUUUUAAUGAUGAGCACAUAUCGACGAAAAUGUGAAAUUUUUUUAAUUAAAAUUAUUUUUCGAUGCUUCAGUAUUGUAGCUGUCGUUUACUCUCUAACAUUUAUCAUUUAUAACGACUUGAAGCGCGCUUUACGUCAUUUACCGAACGGUUAACUCCAAUUAUGACGGAUUCUCGAGUGGCUCGAAGAAUUAUUCGCGUAGUGAAAACUCGCGUUUUAUUUAUUUAUUUAUUUAUUUUCUAGAAAUGUCUAGAUUACCGAAGAGUUUUAGACGCGAUUGAUUAAGACGAAGAGCCCGUGUUAAUGGAACGUACGAAAAUUUGAGAAAUUGGCAAGCGGCCUGAGACGGCCUCUCUGCAGACUCUCGAAUAUAUUUUGGCCGUCGUCACAAUGGUGCCGUCGCGCGAUGUUCGUCUCGUCUCGUCUCGUCUCGUCUCGUCAGUGCGAGGCGAGGCUUUCGAAACGUGAAUAGAGGGCAAGAGUUUAGCAGAAGUAAACCGCGAUUCGGCCGUCACGGUAGUUUCGCGAUGCUCCUCGUCGAGUCGCGUUAUGCACAGUCAUAAAUCGCGAGAUAAAGUGGUAUUACGUGAAAUUCUGAAAGUUUCUGGGAAAGCUUGCUUCCUGCAAUAAUCGCACAGCCAUUUCGAAGGUCGAUGUUAAUGGUGAAUCCUGAGAGUGACGUAUGUAAAGUUUGAAAAAUUCUGCGAAUAUAACUCCGGAGACGAUUGCACAACCGAGUCGAAUUCCGGCAAUAAUUGGCCAACGCUGAAGAUCCGCUCGUUCAAAUCUUGUACAUUUUCCAAUUUCGAUCUAAAUCGAUCUAUUGAGUUAGCUGUGUCGAGGAUCGCGCGAUCUCGAGGCGACCUGGGAAAAAUGUCGAUCAGGGGUGUGACCACUUCGGAGAAUGAAACGUUCCUUGGUUCCAUGCGCCUGUCGAAUUUUCUGAUCGAUCUGGAUGAAUUUUACGAAGGAACGUACAGUAAUUCGUGUUGAUAAAAUCGAUCGAUAUAUUCUCGCGAUGGGAAAUGAAAAUGAAAUUCUCGCCAUGUACAAGCGCAAUUCCGUUACCGAGUGGUUGCAGAAAACAGGGCAAGCGACGGACAAUGUAAAUAAUGGUAGCGAGAGUCCAGUCUUCGAGGGUGGUGGUAGUGGUGCAGGCCCUAGUAGUGGUUUGAGACUUGCAUCUGAACUGCCGAAUGAGAUUUCUGCACCUUACGAGGUACCUCAAUUCCCAAUCGAACAGAUCGAAAAGAAACUCCUGAUCCAACGACAACUGACUGUCAAAGCUGCAAAGGAUCUUGAGGAACGUCGCAGUCAUUAUGAGCCGUCGCUUCACCCAGGAGUUCCCGAUGACAUCGAUCAUAGCUUCAAGAUCGAAGAAAAUGAUUUUGUGCCUCAUUUUCAACGAGUCUCCAUAUCUGGCGAGGACACUUCCGGAGUACCUCUGGAAGAUCUUCAAAGGGCCUCCAAGAUGCUGGUGCAGGCGUUGGCGAUACGGGAAAAAUAUAUGAACAACUCCAAGCAGACCUUCCCCACUAUUACCUCUAGAUUCUUGCGUAGUAUCGACAAAAGACCGCUCACCACGGACGACGAAGUUCAUCACGAUGAUCGCAAAGCGAUCAAAGGGAAAGAGCUGCUGGAUAUUGCGAAAGAAAUCGGGGGCACUCAAUCCGACGCGGACAUCGACGCGCUGAUCAAAGACGUCUCUCCGACAGAUCACCCGGUACACGCGCCUGCCUCUCGGGGCGAUCCGUGGGAAUGCGAAUUUCCACCGGCGAAGAAUUACAAGAUCGCGCCGGUCAAUGGCGUGUUCAAUCUGUUCGCCAAUGACGAGGACUUGGCUAAUGGCAAGCCGCUCCCUUAUUCGUAUCCAGACCUGGCGGCCUUCGUCCGAGACAUGAACCUCCUGUGCGCCAUGAUCGCUGACGGACCCUUGAAAUCCUUCUGUUAUCGAAGACUGAGUUAUCUCUCCUCCAAGUAUCAACUGCACGUGCUGCUGAACGAGCUCAGAGAAUUGGCGAGUCAGAAGGCCGUGCCGCACAGGGAUUUCUACAACAUCAGAAAGGUCGAUACUCACAUACACGCGGCUUCAUGCAUGAAUCAAAAGCACCUGCUUAGAUUUAUUAAGAAAACGUUGAAGAAUCACGCCGACGAAGUGGUCACUUGUUCCAAAACUGGCGAGACCAUGACACUCCGCGAAGUUUUUCAGUCUAUGAAUCUGACGACCUACGAUCUGAGCGUCGACAUGUUGGACGUGCAUGCGGAUAGAAAUACGUUUCACAGAUUCGACAAGUUCAACGCCAAGUACAAUCCUAUCGGCGAGAGCCGUUUGCGUGAGGUUUUCCUCAAGACCGACAAUUAUCUAAACGGCACGUAUUUUGCACGGAUAAUCAAGGAGGUAUCGAGCGAUCUUGAGGAGUCUAAAUAUCAAAAUUCAGAGCUGCGUCUUUCGAUCUAUGGCAAGAGUCCAGAAGAGUGGGAUAAACUAGCCAAGUGGGCAAUUCAAGGCGACGUCUAUUCGGAUAACGUGCGCUGGCUCAUACAGAUUCCUAGAUUAUACGAUAUCUUUAAGCUGAACAAGCUUAUGACGAACUUUCAAGAGAUUAUCAACAACAUCUUCUUGCCCCUCUUCGAAGUGACCAACGAUCCUAAUUCUCAUCCGGAGCUGCAUAAAUUUCUCCAAUACGUAAUAGGUUUCGAUUCUGUGGAUGAUGAAAGUAAGCCAGAAAAUCCUCUUUUCGAUAAAGACGUUUAUCCGCCUGCGGAAUGGGACGACAUAGAGAAUCCGCCGUACGGAUAUUAUCAGUACUACACUUAUGCAAAUAUGACGGUCCUCAAUCACUUUAGAGCGGAACAAGGUUUGAAUACAUUUGUCCUGAGACCUCAUUGCGGCGAAGCAGGACCUAUUCAACAUCUCGUGUGCGGCUAUAUGAUGGCAGAAAAUAUUUCGCACGGCCUACUGCUUAGAAAAGUUCCCGUGCUUCAGUACCUGUAUUACUUGGCGCAAAUUGGCAUCGCGAUGUCACCGCUCAGUAACAACUCGCUUUUUUUGAAUUAUCAUCGUAAUCCGCUUCCAGAAUAUCUCGCUAGAGGACUAUGUAUAAGCUUGUCUACGGACGAUCCUCUCCAGUUUCAUUUUACCAAGGAACCCUUGAUGGAAGAAUAUAGUAUUGCUGCGCAAGUGUGGAAACUCAGUUCGUGUGACAUGUGCGAGCUAGCACGCAAUUCCGUUCUCAUGAGUGGCUUUCCGCAUAAGAGUAAGCAGUAUUGGUUGGGACCUAAUUAUACGAAGGAAGGGGUCGCUGGUAACGAUAUCACUCGGACUAACGUACCAGACAUACGAGUGGCCUAUCGAUACGAAACUUUAGUGGACGAACUGUCCAACAUCUUCAAAGUUGUGGAAAAACCAGAGUCACUUCCAUUUUAAUAAUCGAUUACCAUUUGAAUUUUCUUAAAAUCAAUGGAUCGAUUAAGGUAAAAUGAUGUUCAAAGAUCGAUGAGAAUUAUAGUGUGAUUUAUUCUUGUGAUUUCUAAUCUUUUAUGCAGAGUACAGAAUGUUUUUUCAGAGCAUUACGAAUUCACAAACACAUUAUUUUUUUCUUGACACAUCAAAAAUAUAACUCGAGAAUAAAAUUUGAAAAAUCUCGAUUAAAUUCUAUUUUAUUGCAGUACAGUUAUUGAAGUAUAAUAUCAAAUAAUCUUAAAUAUGUAUUUUAUAUCAUGGAUAUAAGCACAUAAAAAUGUGCUUGAACCCUACAAUUUAUAAAAAUCUAUUUGUUGUCGAAAUAAAUUGUGUGAAUUUUACAAUUGUAUGUAUCGUUCAUCGUGCAUCUUUUUUUAAGAUUAAUCGCAAGAAUAAAUCAAUCAAAAAUUAUACAUAUACGUUGACCAAUUUAAUAGUAGCUGUUAGGAAGGUAUUUCUUCUAUUAUUGCAACGUUCAUAACACACAUUAGCAUAUAUACAUAUAUAUAUACGUAUUGUAAUACGAACUAGGCUAGAAACGAAUAUUACGUUCAUUUACUUUGACGUUAAGCUCGUGAUAAAAUAAAUUCAUUUUUCAUAUCACGGCUGUAUAUGGCGCGAUAGCGAUAUCUCUUUCUUGAAUUUUAGCUUUAUUUUCUUACAUUUUUGUACAUUUAUAUUGUAAUCGUGUUUGAUGUUUGUUUCGGCGAGCAUUCAGACAAUUGGCUCGUAUGCGGAUAGUUAACUCGUGCCAUUGUACACCCUUCUUUCCACAAAUAAUGUAAAUAGAGAGGAAAUUAAAUUUAAUUAUAGAUGUAACUAAGAUAUUUUACGAGCUACUUAUAUAUAUAUGCGUGCCAAGGUAUAAUGCAGUGACAUAAACAUGUUUCUUAUUUUGUGGCUUUUUUAACCGUUUUUUGCGUCUGCCAUUUUCCGAGAGAACUUUCCGAACAACGAGCCUAAGGGAUUUAAAUUAAGUGAUAUACGAUCACCUAUAACAUUGUGCCCUGAUAUCGAAUUUAAAUUGUUGCUAGAUAGAAAGAUAUAUAUUUAUUGUAAAAAAAUAUAUAUACUAUAUCAAACGGAAAUAUACUUGCAUCGUUAAAUUCAAA